UUACGGCACUUGUCACUUCGCGUGCAAGAAAGAGAGAGAGAGAGAGAGAAAGCACGCGCUUGUCUCUUUAUCACGAAUGCGGAGAAACAACAACAAAAUAGAAGACCGGGAGGAGUAGGAGAAACGAGGAACGUGAUUAAUCGCUUAAGCGGAUUCCGAAGUAAAUAUGUGUCAGUAAGAGAAGAAGAACGAAGGAGACGCUUGUUCUUUCGAUCGUCAUACGUACACAUAUAUACGAAGAAGACCCCCCGAUUAGGUCUCGAAUCCUUCCCGAUCUCUCGGUAUUAUGUCAGCGUUCUUGGAUCCACGUUAACGUUCAAACACGUGCGACACGAUGGCAGGUGCUAAGGAGGAGAAUCAAGUUGUGCUGAGUUACCACGACAGUCUGCUCCGACUGUCGGACGUGAACUUGCUGAAGGGCACUCAUUGGCUGAACGACGCCGUAAUAGGGUUUUAUUACGAGUACCUGACCCAACAGCACGAGAAGGACGGUAACGCACGGUUUCUGUUUACGAAUCCCUCGUUGACUCAGCUGCUGAGAAUGGAGGAGUCUCCGAAUUACUGCGCAUUCCUCGACUCCGUGGACGCGAAGAACUACGACUUCGUGUUCUUCCCCCUGAACAAUUGCGACAGUUUGGUGUCGCCAGGCGGCACACACUGGAGCUUGCUGGUGUACUCUCGCGCCGAUCAGAUGUGCUACCACUACGACUCGUCAAACGAUUACAUCAACAGUUUCAUCGCCUUCGAAUUCACGACGAACUUGAUCAAAUACUUCCUCGGCCAGUCCAGGAACAGGUACAAAGAGGUGAUCACGCCGCCGCAGAACAACGGCCACGAUUGCGGCCUGCACGUCUUGUGCCUGACGGAUAUGAUAUCCAGGCACAUUCUGAGGACUUCCAAGAUAAGCAACUGCGAUUUCGGGGCCAUUCUGGAAAUGGUCCAAAACAAGCGUACGCAGCUGUUGAAUCUGAUCGAGACUAUAAAGAGUACGUGUUCCGUCGAUAAUGAAUAAAAGGCGCCGUCGCGGUAUUCCCGCGUUGAUCCAUGUGUACUUCGCCGUGCAUUAGCGACUCCUGUUACCUUGCGUCACGAGCAUAUUGUUUCCGAUUGGUCGGGUAAUCAAACGGAGGUACGUGUGAUCUGCGUAUACGUAUUUAAUAAUAUGUAAAUAACUGCACACACACACACACACACACACACACAUAUAUUUAUAUAUAUAUA
This is a messenger RNA of Dinoponera quadriceps, 1221 nucleotides long. Its product is annotated as sentrin-specific protease 8. Gene Ontology annotation, molecular function: deNEDDylase activity; cysteine-type peptidase activity. Lineage: Eukaryota; Metazoa; Arthropoda; Insecta; Hymenoptera; Formicidae. The record is from RefSeq and is a predicted model, not a curated record. The transcript is spliced from 2 exons. Gene Ontology annotation, biological process: proteolysis. Bases 335 to 1012 code for a protein of 225 amino acids.